AUGGUUCUAUGGUAUGGAUUUCUUGCUAUUGAAACAACUCAAGCUAAUCGUAGUGAACAACAACAGCAACAACAACAAAAACGAGAAAAAUGUUCAACAUACGAUAAUUUAUCUACAAUCAAUGAUAACAGUAAAUUACAAGAAAAAAUAAAUUAUUCUGAAUUGACUUUAGCGAUGCCAUUAUCAUCAUCAAAAAAUUCUUGGAUUUAUACUGAGGAUUUAAAAAAACGUUUUGAAGAACGUUGUUUAACAUUAGAUGAUUUACGAUCGACAUCGAAUUGUCGAUAUAUCAUUGUACCACUAUAUUGUGAACGACAUCCACCACUAAUAAAAUCAUCAUUAAAUGUUGCAGAAGAAAAUUCAUGGAUUUAUACAAAAUCAUUACGAGAACAUCGAUUAAAUAAACAACAAUUAUUUGAUAAUCGUCAUAGUCUAUUAACUCUAUUCGAUUCAACAACAACAACAAAACCGAAUAAUAAUUACUAUUGUACAAAUCAUGCUUAUACACAUGAUAUAGACGACUGUUCGAGUAAAAUAAAAGAAAAACGAUCAUUAUUUCGAAUAUCGGAACCGAAUCUGUAUCGUGGUCGUAUGACAAAUAAAAAAGUUCAAAGUAAAAUGUGCACUAAUCUAGUCGAAGAAGAAAGUGAAGAUGAAACAAAUGACUUAGAAGCAAUUACAGCCUCUUCACCAUUAAUAAAGAAAGGUCAAAUACUGACCAAUGGAGAAGCUCAUUCGGAUACAUAA
This is a messenger RNA of Didymodactylos carnosus, 747 nucleotides long. The record is from the annotation of a GenBank genome assembly. Lineage: Eukaryota; Metazoa; Rotifera; Eurotatoria; Philodinida; Philodinidae.